ACGAUGGCCGUCUCUCGCUGCUCCAUCCUUGUGCUCCCGCUCCUCUUCCUCUCCACCUUCCCGCCGCCCGCCUCCGCCUGCGACCGCUGCGUGCACCGCACCAGAGCCGCCAACUACGCCCCCUCUCUCACCCUCGCCGCCGGUUCCUGCGGGUACGGCGCGGCGGCCGCGUCCCUCAACGGCGACCUGCUCGCCGGGGCGGGCCCGGCCCUGUACAGACAAGGCGUCGGCUGCGGCGCGUGCUUCCAGGUGCGGUGCAAGGACGAGGAGCUCUGCAGCACCGCCGGCGUGAAGGUCGUCGUCACCGACCGCGCCAGCACGAAGACGAACGACACCGACCUCGUGCUGAGCAGCCCGGCGUUCGCCGCCAUGGCCCGCCCCGGCAUGGCUGGGCGGCUCGCCAAGCUCGGCGCCGUCGACGUCGAGUACAAGAGGGUGCCGUGCGUGUACGAGGGCAAGAACCUCUCACUGCGGGUGGAGGAGCGGAGCCGCGCGCCCAGCGAGCUGGCCGUCACGAUCCUCUACCAGGGCGGCCAGACCGACAUCGUCGAGGUCGACGUCACGCAGGUCGGUUCGCCGUCGAGCUGGACGUCCCUGACACACGACCACGGGCCGGCGUGGAGCACGAGGCUGGCGCCGCCGGGGCCGCUGCAGCUCAGGGCGGUGGUGACCGGCGGGUACGACGGGGCGUGGGUCUAUGCCGAACAUGAAGUCCUGCCGCGCCAGUGGCACGCCGGCGAGGUCUACGACACCGGCGUCCAGAUCACCGACAUCGCCCAAGAAGCCUGCUCCCCCUGCGACACGCAGGAGUGGAAGUGACGGGUGACGAGGCAAGCAAACAACACCGCUCUGCCUAGCCAAGAGGAAGAGCAUCGAACGAACGGUUAGGGGCUCCUGCAAAGUACUGCGUACAAAAUAUACACUACAAAUAAAGAUAUGUAGCAACAAUGAAGUGAUAAUGAGUAGAUGACGGCUAGGCUCGAACAAAAUGCUACAAAUGAAAUUGGUGGUUGUUUAUGCAAAUGAAAUUGGGAGCUUAGAUCCUUU
This is a messenger RNA of Triticum dicoccoides, 1047 nucleotides long. Its product is annotated as expansin-like A1. The transcript has 3 exons. Gene Ontology annotation, cellular component: extracellular region. Bases 4 to 819 code for a protein of 271 amino acids. Lineage: Eukaryota; Viridiplantae; Streptophyta; Magnoliopsida; Poales; Poaceae. The record is from RefSeq and is a predicted model, not a curated record.